This is a messenger RNA of Andrographis paniculata, 1089 nucleotides long. Its product is annotated as jasmonate-induced oxygenase 1-like. The coding region runs from base 1 to 1089 and encodes 362 amino acids. Lineage: Eukaryota; Viridiplantae; Streptophyta; Magnoliopsida; Lamiales; Acanthaceae. The record is from RefSeq and is a predicted model, not a curated record. The transcript has 2 exons.
AUGGCUACUGAUUUGCAAUCCGGCCCGCCCUUGGCCUGGCCCGAGCCCAUUGUUCGGGUCCAACACUUGUCCGAAAGCGGACUCGAAAAGCUUCCCGAGCGCUACGUGAAGCCACUCUCCGAUCGUCCGAAUUUGGACAACAUCGUUGUUGAUGAUGUCGAAAUCCCCAUCAUCGAUUUGAGUGGAUUGUAUUCGGACGAUGUUGCAAUACGGAAGAAGACGGCGUCGAUGAUUGACGACGCCUGCAAGAAUUGGGGAUUCUUUCAGGUCGUGAACCAUGGUGUGAGCGAAGAUAUAAUGAGGCGCGUGCGGGAAGUAUGGCUCGGGUUUUUCAAAUUGCCGUUGGAGGAGAAAGAGAAGUGCGCGAACGAUACCAUUACGUUCGAAGGAUACGGGAGUCGUGUGGGUCUCCAAAAAGGACAAAUCUUGGAUUGGCGCGAUUAUUACAAGCUUCAUUAUCUUCCCGAAAGCAUUCGAAACGAUGCUAAAUGGCCCACCCUCCCGCCUGCCUUCAGAUCCACAGUGAUCGAGUAUUUCCAUCAAACAAUGGAACUUGGCGAUAAGUUAAUGAAGAUUUUCUCGACAAAUCUUGGACUAAAAGAGUCGCGUAUGCGUGAAGCCUUUGGCGGUAAAGAUUUGGCGCUACAUACGCAAGCCAAUUAUUACUCAAAAUGUCCUGAGCCCGACCUGGCACUCGGGCUCUCUGCACAUUCAGAUCUGGGUGGAAUCACUAUGCUUAUGCCCGAUUAUGAUGUUCCGGGCCUACAAGUUCGUCGUGGGGACAAAUGGAUCACCAUUAAGGCAAUUCGCGGCGCCUACAUAAUCAACUUAGGGGAUCAACUUCAAAUUUUUUCGAAUGGAAUUUAUCAUAGCGGAGAACACCGAGUAAUUGUGAACUCGAGCCAUGAGAGGUUCUCAUUGGCGGUUUUCAAUAAUCCGAACGACGAUACCGUGGUCGAGCCGGCGGAGGAGCUCGUGACGCCGGAUCGACCACAACGGUAUUUUGCGAAGACAUUUCGACAACAUAAGAUCAUGGUUGCGACUAAGGAACCUUGUGGGAAGGGUCAUAUGAAGCUCAUGGAGAUAUAA